AUGAAAAUUAUUGGUCUCGCGUUGGUGGCUGCUCUGUCCGGGGGAUUUGCCACAGUGUGUCAAAGGUGCUGUGCGCCUGUAGCAACAGGCUGUGCUCCUGCCUUCCUCCAGACUGACCAGGGUUUCCUCGUCACCGACUAUACGUUUUGUCAGGAAUGUCAGUGCGAUGACCCAAGCGGUGGUUGCGGUUGGCUAGCGUACGGCGUAGGACGUAUCCAGUGCAGCUCCUGUGAAUUUCUCCGGCCUGUCGCGCGUGAGCUUCCUGGAGCAGAGGUAUCAGGCUGUGGCACAAUCGCUCUUAACGGGCAAGUCGUGUACAACGACAUGCCGGACACAACUCAAGCACGUAAGUGGAACACGUGCGGCUAA
Messenger RNA from Besnoitia besnoiti, 369 nucleotides. RefSeq lists its product as uncharacterized. The transcript has 9 exons. The record is from RefSeq and is a predicted model, not a curated record. Lineage: Eukaryota; Apicomplexa; Conoidasida; Eucoccidiorida; Sarcocystidae. The coding region runs from base 1 to 369 and encodes 122 amino acids.